GAAACGGAGUUUGAUAUUUUGAUUGACACCGCACGAAACAACGACAAUGUAUCCGCAGAGGAAGUGGAACUCUUACUUGAAUGGUUUCUCAAGGAUACCAAUGCAGUCCCCUGUGAGUACGUUCUGCAGCCUGUCACGUCUAAGUUGCUCCAUUACAUGGACAUGAGAGACGAGGUGAAAGAGCUUUACAAACAGGAACGUGAGCAAUGGUGGAAUAUCUUUACUACAUUUCAACGUGUCUUGCGAAUAGCUGCACGGGAGGCUGGUAAACAAGGAAAGCUAACGUCACAAACCGUUCACAAGUACUUCAAAUCAGUAACUGAAGACGAAGUAGAGCACGGCAUUCUCAACUCCCCUGACGCGAAAUCCCAAACUCUAUGCUACGUAAGAGAGAUCGAAGACAUCCACGUUAACCUGGACAAAGACAAGACUCCCCUGUACACCGAUAUCACUCAAGGACAACAUGACAUCGAAGCGCAAGAACAUCUUGAUCGACUGAAACGUCAGCGUAUACUUAAUAAACUCGGGGGGAGUAAUGUCACUCACUACAGUGUACCGUGGACGACCGGGGGGAUCAAUGCAAACGAUAGAAGGCACCAGGA
This is a messenger RNA of Exaiptasia diaphana, 602 nucleotides long. RefSeq lists its product as uncharacterized. The annotation marks the transcript as partial. The record is from RefSeq and is a predicted model, not a curated record. NCBI's taxonomy places the organism in Eukaryota, Metazoa, Cnidaria, Anthozoa, Actiniaria, Aiptasiidae. The transcript has 3 exons.